AUGGCACUUCAGUCCAGCGGCAGCGCCAUGCGCAUGAUCCACGCCCCGAGCGCCCUUGAUCACCAGAAACCCCCGGGUCUGAACCACAGCAGCGCUCUCAAGCCUGCCGGCAACGCGUCAAGCGAAGAGCUGGCCCUCGACCUUGGCGUGGAAUUGCGUCAACAAGCCUCCCAGCCAAAACCCCGCCACCCAAAUGAGUCCGCUCCGGCUCAUCAAAAAACCAACCCCACUGCCCCCGCCACCUCGGCCCGCUACUUAGCCCCUCCCAACGGCAGCCUUCUCCGCGCUCAUGGCUCUUUUGAAGAGGCCGAGCUCGACGCCCUCCUCCACCAGCCCAUGAGCGCCUUGCCACUCGGCCCGGACGAUGCCGACGAUGACGCCUUUGAGCACGACGAGCAGAACAUCAACCUCAUCACGCCCCAAGUCCCCAUUUCCCCUGAGGAAGAGCGUGCCCAAAUGCUUGCACGCAUCCAGAAGCAGGUCAACUUUUAUUAUGGCGACCGCAACUACCCCACUGACAAGUUUCUCCGAAAGCACACCAAGGCCCACCCAGACGGCUGGGUACCCAUCGCCACCCUAGCCGCAUACAAGAAGAUGAAGAAGCUCACCCAAGACAUUGACCUCAUCGCCGAAGCGCUUGAGGACGUCGACAUUGUCGAACUGUCCCCCGAUCGUCUCAACGUCCGCCGCUGUGCCCCUCCGGUCAAGUCAGACGCCGCCUCCAUCUGCUCCACCACCGUCGUCGCUACAGGCUUUGAUGGUACUUGGAUCGACCUCUCGCGUCACUUGGCCCACUUUGGCCACAUUGUUCGCGCCCGUCGCCUCCAACCGGAGGACCCCCUGCCCGCCGAAGUCCACGAGGUGUGCCCCAACGAGCACCUCCUUCCCGCGAGCCUUCGCCAGCGCACGGGUCCCAUCUGGCUCGUGGAAUACGACUACGCGGACGAGGCCAUGGAUGCCGUCAUUGCCAUGGAGGGCCGUCGUGACCUGCAAAUUGGAGUCUUGUACAAAAAGCCCCGCAAGAAACAAAUUCGGCUCGGCACUUGCCCCUCCCCGACUGCCCUCAUGAUGGUUUCCUCGGGCAGCCGCUCCCAAACGGCCUCGCCCGUGCCACGCAGCCGCUUUAACAGCACCGGCCCCCGACGUGACGGUCGUGACCACAGCCACGACGGUGCACACAACGUUCCCCACCUCCAACAAUUUGUUGCCCGCCAAGAAGAUGACUUUCGUCGGCGUGCCCAAUCACUCGAAAGCCAGCAAGUGCGCCGCCCCAUGCCCACCGACCAGCGCCCUCGCACCCAGAGCACCAACGCUCGUCGCUAUGUGCCUCCCCACGCACGUGGUUCAGAAUCCCCCACCGCGCAUCGGCGUCAACCCGCCAAUGCCGGAUCCACCUGGGCCCCGCGCCAUGGGCCUUCAGCCCUUCAGCGCCAAGCUGGCCCGCAAGCUCCAAUCCCUGCCCGGGCCCCGAGCCCUCAGGGUCUUGCACUCACCUCCCAUCGCCCCACCAACAACUCAGCCGCCCCACAAUCUGACGGCUUUGCAUUGGCGCCGGGCCACGAAAUUACCCAACAACGCCGCCAUUCCAAUUGGCGCGAGGUCAUGACGCCGGAGCAAUUGGCCGCGUUGGGUACUCCCAUCUGA
Molecule: messenger RNA, 1644 nt
Organism: Monosiga brevicollis MX1
Lineage: Eukaryota; Choanoflagellata; Craspedida; Salpingoecidae
Exons: 1
Coding region: 1-1644 (547 amino acids)
Biological process (GO): RNA processing
Cellular component (GO): nucleus
Molecular function (GO): mRNA binding
Source: RefSeq, a predicted model, not a curated record